CACUGCUGAGGAUGUGCAACGCGGAUGCAAAGAGAAUAUUAUUUUUGUUCUCAGAAUAAAUGCCAGAAAAGACAACCAGAUGCUUUGCUGUCCUGAUCGAUAACAGGGAUCAGAUGAGGUGGAGCUGCCUCAAGACACAGAGGAUGAGGCAGAUAGAAGCAGCAGCAGCACAGAGUUGCAGCAGAGAUCAGAUGAGCUGGAGGUGCUUCAAGACAGGGAUGGUGAGACAGCAAGAAGCAGUUUAGAGUUGCAGGUAAGUGCUGUAUAAAGGGCCAGGUAAUUUGGUAUUUUCAAUGAUGUCUCAUGUCAGCAACAGGCUAGCAUAUUGUCGUAUAUUAUAGGAGAGACCUGAGGAGACAGACAUGAGGAGAGAAGUGCAGGCAGGCAAGCAGAAAGCUGAACCAAACCAUGCUGACCAUGCUCAUUGUAGUGCAGCAGCUUAUCAACAAAAUGUUACGAUUCCAAGAAAAGUGGUACCAUGAAUUUCCUUGGCUCCACUACAGUCCAGGAGUCAAUGGAACGUUGUGUUUUUUCUGUGCUCAAGUUUUUGGGCACGGUAGAUCAAAUUGGCCAAGAAUGCAGAACAGACCUUUUGCAAAACUGGUUUCCGAAACUGGAAAAAGUCAACUAAAAAAUGUGCAGAACAUGGCCAAAGCAAUGCACACAAAGUUGCUGUCACUACCCACUGCCAACAAACUAAACCAGUCAAUGUCCAGUUAUGCACAGCAGCAGGAAUCAAGACGGUGUCUAUUAAAAAUUGUGAGCUCCAUACAGCUCUUGGCAGGGAGCUGCUCUUAGGGGCCAUGCAGCUGAAGAAGGAAACUUGAGCCAGUUACUCAAAGUAAGAUCUGAAGAUGACCCUGGCGUAGAGAGAUGGCUGUCAACAAGAACACAUGAUUUCACAUCCCCCCCCAAAUCCAGAAUGAAAUGUUAAAUAUAUUUGCAAACACCAUAAUUAGGGAAAUCAUUAGCUCAAUUUACAAGUUGCCUCUCCAGUAUUCUAUUCUUAUUGAUGGAACACAGGACAUAGAAGGGACUGAACAGGAAGCCAUUUGUGUGAGGUAUGUAGACCAUGAUUUGGUCCCCCAGGAGGCCUUAGUGGGUUUUUACGAGGUCUCAAGCACAACUGGGGAAAACUUAGCAAAAGUUGCCACAGAUGUGUUGCUGCGCUUGAAUCUUCCGCUGUCUGGUCUGCGUGGACAAACAUAUGAUGGGGCAGCAAACAUGUCAGGCGACAGAAAGGGAGCACAGGCCAGGAUAAGGGAGAUGCAGCCACUGGCUUUGUAUGUACACUGUGUUGCCCACUGUGUAAAUCUUGUCACCCAGGCUGCUUGUAAGGCUUCUUCCCUAACAUCUGAUGCUCUGGAUUGGCUCCACAAGCUUGGAUGUCUGUACAAAUUGUCAGGCAAAUACAAAACUAAAUGUGUGAACAUUGCAACAGCAGCAUCAGGGACAGUUAGCAAUCUGGGGCCCUUGUGUCAAACAAGAUGGACCACCAGGACUCCAGCAAUCUGGUCUGUGCUACGUCAGUAUGAGUCAGUGCUACUGAGCUUAGAGGACAUGGCCCAAACAGAUGCCCCAAACACUGGUGUGACUGCAAGAGGGUUGCUGGAGAGAUUCGGAAAAGGUACGACAGUGUUAGGACUCAUUCUAGCCACUGAAGUAAUUCAGGAGUUGGAGUGCCUUAAUUGCACACUGCAGAAGCAGACAGAAACCGUGUCUGGUAUGCUAUCUGCAGCAAAUUGUGUUAGGACCACCCUGAGGGCAAAGAGAAUGGAAGAGAAGUUCCAGGAGAUUUACAGCCGAGCGACAGAGAAGAUCUGCAUGCUAAAUAUUGAGCCAAUAAGCAUGCCACACAUCCGCCGUGCACCAAAACGCUUUAUUGGCAACGACACUACUGCACACACACCCACAACCCCAGAAAAACACUACAGAGCUGACUUCUUCAAGGUGAUGGAUACUGUGGACAUGCAGCUGAAGGAGAGGUUUCAUCAGAGUGGUCUGACAAUAUUGGCAAAGCUGGAGGAAGUCCUCCUAACUGGGGAGCUGGACACCGCAGUGGUGGACCAGUAUCCUGAAUCAAACCAAAGGUCACUGAAGGUGCAGCUUGACAUGUUUAAGCUCCAGUACCCUUUCAAAUCCACUUCAGAGGACGCAGCUAUUUUGAGGAGUCAGUUGCCUGAAGUCUGUGGCUUUUUCGACCAAGUAUAACCCCUUAUAUACGGCUUCUUAUGGUUGUUCCUGCAGUCUCUGCUGAAGCAGAGAGGAGCUUCAGUGCUCAGAGGAGGUUGAAGACCUGGCUGAGAAGUACAAUGUUGCAAAUUUGCAUUAACAAUGUAGCAGUCACAUUCACAAGGAGUUGCUGGAUAAAGUCAGCAG
Molecule: messenger RNA, 2379 nt
Organism: Gymnodraco acuticeps
Lineage: Eukaryota; Metazoa; Chordata; Actinopteri; Perciformes; Bathydraconidae
Product: zinc finger MYM-type protein 1-like
Exons: 3
Coding region: 928-2211 (427 amino acids)
Source: RefSeq, a predicted model, not a curated record